AUGUCCGACGAAUCCUCUUCCACUAAGCCAGCCAGCACGACACCGGAGAAAAACCCAGCUAACCACGAUACCAACGUUUCUGCUAUGCCACCAAAACCUCCAACUCUUACUCUCAUCCUUGCAGCCACACCGAAUCUUGGAAUAGGAAACGGCGGAGGCUUACCAUGGCCACAGCUGAAAAAAGAGAUGGGAUUCUUUGCGCGAGUGACCAAGCGCACGUCGCCUGUUACAUCGUCGGAGAGCAUCAAGAAAGUGAACGCUGUGCUCAUGGGUCGCAAAACAUGGGAGAGCAUACCGCCCAAAUUUCGACCUCUGAAAGAUCGCUUGAACAUCGUUGUUACUUCAAAGCCAGAAGAAUUCGCGAGUAAACUAGACAAGAAGAUUGAAGUUGAAGGGCCGAUGGUAUGCUCUAGUGUACUAGAUGCUAUAUCCCAGCUUGAAAGUCAGCAUGAGAACAAAUUGUCAAACUCGAAUAUGGAGCUGGACAAGGUCUUCGUCAUUGGCGGGGCAACCAUAUACAAUACGGCGCUGGAGCUUCCACAGACGAAGCGAGUGCUUCUCACAAAGAUUCAUAAAGAGUUUGAGUGUGACACAUUCUUUCCGAUCAACCUGGACGAGACCACGAUUUGGAGGAAUGCUAGCAGAGAGGAAGUGCAGGAUUUUACUGGUGAAGAGAUCCAAGAGGGUGGUAUUGAGGAGCAGGGUGUCAAGUUCGAGUUUUGCAUGUACGAGCGGGAGUGA
Molecule: messenger RNA, 741 nt
Organism: Alternaria atra
Lineage: Eukaryota; Fungi; Ascomycota; Dothideomycetes; Pleosporales; Pleosporaceae
Exons: 1
Coding region: 1-741 (246 amino acids)
Biological process (GO): glycine biosynthetic process; folic acid metabolic process; dihydrofolate metabolic process
Cellular component (GO): mitochondrion
Molecular function (GO): dihydrofolate reductase activity; NADP binding
Source: RefSeq, a predicted model, not a curated record